GGUGAGGAAGAAGAAUUGUGUGAAAUGUUUUUGGAAAGAGUUCUUGCAAGCUUUCCUGCCACAAGUUGCCAGAGAAUAGAAGAGCUUACAUGGUAAAUGUUUUAGGAUCUAAUGAUUUAUGCUUUCAUCUAAUUAUGAUGUCCCCAAGAUCUAUACUAUUCCUUUAUUUUAGCUCUGUGCAGGUUUGAAGAUCCUGAAAAGAAAAGCAAAACAUUUACUAAUUAGUGUGCUAAGAUCUUCAGUUUUUAAUAGCAACUGAAGGAGUGACUCGUAGUAGGUUCUUUUCUUGGAUGUCUGUGCAUUUUUUUUGUUGAGUUCUUGUUUUUAUUUUUUGGAGGAUGUCAGACUGGGCUUUGUGAAGAUACGAUUAACAUCACAGAGUGGUCAUACAAGAAUGCUGUUUGUAUUUGUAAUUGAGAUACCCUGCCAUCUCAUGGAGUGAACUUCCGUGCAUUGUAGCACCCAAGAUUUACCUUUUUUGAGCUAGAAAGUCUAACACAAAGAUGAAUGUAACCUUGUUGUUAGUUAAACUGCAUGAUUUCCUCAAGAAGGAGGUUUUAUUUGCUGUAAAACAGUAUAUUUCCAUUCAAAACUCCAUUCUCCUCCAAACCUUUACCAAAAUUGUAUUGCCUUCAGCCUGUCUCGUCAUUUCUACAGGAUCCAGGUUUCCAGCUUGCACAUUUCUGUAACUGAAUCAGUUCUUAAUGCAUGCAUUGAUUUGGCAGAAAUGGGCACAGCUGCCUAUCUUAAGCUGAAGCGUAUGUUUGAGUAGUAAUUAUCCAAUCAUCCCCUUGAAUAUUUCAGACUUCCAAGUAGCAUUUGGACAGAAUGUCACUUGUGAGCUUACUGUACUGAGCUUAUGGUACAGGAAUAAUCCUAAGGAUCCUUCAUGAUACACACUACUGAAAGCAUGCUGGAGAAGUCUUUGUGUGUGGGAUAAAUGAUCUGGGGUUGACUCCUAGGAACUGAAAAGACCAGCAAAUUCUGUUCUUCUGUCAUUGCUUGCCACCCACUUAGAGGCAUAUUUAAACUGUAGGAAUCUUCUUGCUUACUUCAGAUGCCAACAAAGUGCACAGGCCAGUCAACCUUGUAUAUAUGUAUGCAUCGUUUGCAUUUAUUUCUAUAAUGUCAGUAAACUGAGUCCAGGCUUGUGUUCUGCUUUCCUGGUAUGUUGAUCAUAUUACCAUACAAUCCCGUACAGAGCAAAAGGAUGUGUGCACCUAAUGUAGCAGCUAAUGAUUUUUACAUUCCUUUCAAGCGUGGCUCGUAAAAUAACACACUUCUACCUUUGUAGGAAGUAUGUUAGGAAAUCACUUGAUUUCCAUGGUUCCUACUUAGUUUAAAGUUGUCACACUUGCUGUAAAUAACUAUUAUUUAUCUUUCUCCUGCAGAAUUUUUCCCUCUGUUUUGCAGCCAGGACUUUGAGGUUUGCCGUCGUUACUGUUAGAGGUGUACAAAUAUUUCUGCUUAGUUGAUUCCUGCACUUUGCCAGCUUUUCUUUUCAAAUUAAUGCUUGUUUUAUAUCUCAAUGUCUUUUUGAUGCCUUCUGGAAAACAUUGCAGUCUACAUCAAUUAUACAAGUUCUGCAAACUAUGUAGAUAUUUAUGAUAUCAUUCCUUCUUUAGAGCAAAUCCUUUCAUCAAUAAUGCAGAUAGAUGGCUCAGAAAUAGCUCCAGCAGGGCUCUCAUUUGUACUUUGCAUUUACCUAAAAUUGCUUUUAGUUUUUUUUCUGGUGCUUCAGCUGUUGUUAGUGCACAAGAAAUGAGGUAGUUAUACCAGAACUUCAUGUUUCCAAAUAAAUUCCUAUCUGCCUUGAGUAUCUAAAGAGAUGAGGUUUUCCUUCAGUCAAGUGUAAAUUUGUUUUGAUGAGGAGAUCUGAUAAAGUACAAUAAUAAUAUGUUAUCCUCCUUCAUGAAAGUGUUUACUCUAAAUCACAGCAGUUGAAAUGAACACAUGCUUGGUUUCCAGUAUCAGUCAGUAGCAUCUGUUUGGUUUAUUGAAGUCCUGCAUAUGUGUGUGCAUUAACUUGGAUUUGCUCAGUUUCUGUAUCAUGUUAUACUUCUCUCAGACAGAUGCUUUGGUACUCAGUCGUUACUGGCUGCUCUGAGGUGAAGAAAAGUAUUCAAUAUUAAUGGUUGGUGUUUGAGUCUUUAUAUGCUUGCUUAUCAGUGGCUUGGUUUACUGAGGUUCUUCCAAGGGGAGUGAUAAGUGCAGAGGAGAUGUCUGCUUGGAUGGGUAAGCAACUAUUUGUGUAUUGUUGCUUGUAGAAGUUGGAAAAAACUGACAAACUUUCAUAAACAAAUGCAGGGGAUAAUGACACGGGCAGAACUCACUGGCACAGAAAAUUCAGCUCCCUUCCCUAAACGUUGUAUUUCCACAUAAUGUUCAUCAUACUAAAUGUAGGCAGUUGAGAAGCUGUCCGAUUAUUUCCUGUUAGCACCAUUUCUAUAGCAGCUAUACAGAUUUCCACAUAGAUGUGUGAUGUUAAAAAGGAUUUAUGAGAAAACUUGCGAUGUCAUCAGAAGUGUUACUGGUAAGGACUUUACUCAUCUUUCUGAAAGCUGACUUGUAAAGCAGGCUGAGAUGUUGGAUUUCUUGUCGGAGUAUGAUCCUCUUUGUCUGUUAACAUCUUGACGUAAAAUACAGUGGAAUGUUCCCUCAGCAGUACAUUCUUCCUCAUCAGUGAUAGUGUAAGAUAUUCAGUGAGAGUAGUGUUGUCUUCUAUCCUAUAAAUGAGAAGCCUGUCUUUUUAUCUCAUCGUACAAAUAGUGUGUAGAUGAGGCAGAUGUAUAUUCCAGGACCUGAAUUUUGCAGGCUUGUGAACUUGUACUCAACAGCAGUUGAGUGCUUUGUCAUCUCUACCUUGCUAAAAGCCUGGCCCUGGGAUGGUUGGGUUGUGUUCAUGUGGCUGUUGCCAAUUUUGCCUGCAGCACACACUGUUUUAGAGAAGCUUAUUCAAAGAGCUGCAUGGAAAAGUGAGUUUUCUUUGCGUGCAUGUGUGAUGUUUAGUUUUAUAUAAUACUCCAUCCCUAUGUCCUUAGUCUCAGUUUUCAUCACUGACGUAUUAUGUGUGCUUUUGGUGCAUGAGAUGUAGUGGCUGCUGGUGACAGUUCCUGAAAUUCAUGCGAGGGGCAUUCAAUGCACUGUUGUAACAAGUUUUUUAGUAUGAUGUUUCUGUUCAGAGUGCGUUGUCUAUGGAUAUAUUCUUCUGUUGUUGGUUCCACUAAUGUCAUGACUGUAUAUCUAAUGUAUAACAAAAACAUUUUGCCAGCUGAACACCAAUUAAUCAGCACAUCAUCAGUCUUUUACUAUUGUGCCUGUUUGCCAACAAAACAGGUUGUUAUAAGGCCCUGUGGUGGGCAGCUUGGAAAAGCAGAUUGUGGAAAGGUCUUCGUCUUGUAGAACUGUGUAAUUCGUGAGAGUAUCUGACUAGUUGAAGUCAUUCCCAUUUCUUUUCCUUGUAUCUCUUAUUCAGGCAAAGAAAUGCCAGUAGCUCCUAUCAUUCAAAAUAUGUCUUCAGGAUAUGAUUUCUCCCAUUUUGUUUGGGGAUUCUCCUCCACUUCCUGAAUGAACAAGCCUGAAUUUCUUCUUCAAAUGUUUGAAGAAGUGUUUCUGAAACAGGCUAGGCUAUCAGUAGGCUUGCAUUCUGGAGGGGGAGAUGGAAAAAGGUGAAACCUUAGUAUACUUGUUGUGCUUUCUGUGCUUACGUUAGUUGGUUCCCUAAUGCUUGCCUUCUUGGAGUAUCUGAGGAAAACAAACUGCAUCAUAACUUUAGAUAUUAGGCUGUACUGACAGCAGCUAUAAAAUAAUAGCCAAGCCCAAAGGAGCAGAAUGCUCCUUUAUGCAGUGUCCUUCCUCAAGACCUACAGAAUGGAAUAGAGGCUGCUAGGUGGUCUCUGAAGAAACAGACUUGAGGAACCUGGUAAUCUUUGAGCAGAAACUUUUUAAGUUCUUGUGCGGUGAACAUGUUUUGUCUUAAAAUUCUGCAGCUCUACUGGACAGACAUUUUUGUUGAAAGAAAGCAAAUCUCUUAGAACUUCAGGCUGAACUUAAAUAGCACAUGGAACACACGUUCAGGGUUUUGGCCUACUUGUCGCUUCUGAUGAUUCUUUCCUUCUGCUCAAUUCAUGCCUGCAUUGUGGGACACCAGGAUCUGCUGCUGCUGGCAGCUGUGUACCAAUGCUAGUGCAAGAAUGUGUUGCCUUAUGCUGUGGUAUCUUCCAUGUGCUGGAAGCCAUAAGCCAUAGCUUCAUGGCUAUGAGUCAGUCAUCUCUGCUGGAUAUGGGCAGCUUUUGAAUGGCAGAGGUUAGAACAUUAAGAAUCUAUUUGUGUAUAAAGGAGAAGAGCACUGACUACUGGAGCACCAUGAAGAAGUAAUCUCGGUAGUUGUAAAUUGAUUAAGAUAUGAGACAGCACCCUAACGUGUAUUACCUUAAUGUUACUUCUUUUUAUCUUUUUUUCUAGAUCUAAGUGAUGAUUUUGUUGUCCAGAAUGUGAGUGCAUGCAUGCUGGUGAAACACUCUGUAGAUAGUGUUUGCUUAAAAAAGGAAAACUUCACUUGUUUGCUUGUCCAAAGGGUAAAGUCCUUUGCAGGGAGAGAGAGGGGAAUCUAAGUUAAGGACCAUAUUUGAAUGAAGCAUCAUUUUGUACUUUAAAAACUUAAUUCUAAGUGUAAAACCUAAUAAAAAUAUUUUUUUUCUAUUUGUUGUUGUUCUGUAGAUUCUUAUUUCAUCUGUGAUGGAGCUUAAACAGCUGAUACUACCCCAACUGUUGUGCAACAGCUGCUUAGGGAAGGAGUACAUGCGUGACAUACCAUGGAGCAGCUGAGUUAUAUGAGGAGGGUAGGGGUGCUUUGAGUUUGCAGUAGGCCCAGUUGAACCACUGAAGAAAGGAGUCUGUUACUGCUUAACUGCACUGCUCUUGCAGGUGCUGUAUCUCACAGUUUCUUUCAGGAAGGAGUCUGGUAUCAACUGAAACAGCAAUGGUUUUUUUUUUCCCUCUUCUAAUACUGUUUUCCAGACACUUUUCAAGAUCCUGAUUGUUUUAUUUUGACUUUAAGCAUAAAUUUACAUUUUGUUCACACUCUUCUGCUUUAUCCUCCUGCUAUUUACACGUAGCAAGCAUACCCUCUCACAGGGUUCAAUUUUGUUAGCAUAAGCAACCUGAGGCUUCCGUGUCUUCUUCUCUAAUGGAAUCUUCCAUCAAUGUGGAACCUCUUUCCUGCAUCACAUAUUUGGGUUCAAACCUUUUAGAAGCUGAGUGACCAAAGCUACACAGUGUGCAGCAGUCAGUCUCAUGAAAUAUACUGGCAGUAGUGUUUGACUAAACUAAUGCAAGCAUUUGUCAUUUCCAAAUGAUAUGCUGAGACUCGUAGCAGAAAUUUUACAGGGAUUAUCCUGUUAUGAUUGAAUUUCAUUUUUCAUUUUCUUGUCCACCAGAUGGCUUUAUUCCUUAUAUUAUUCUGCUUUCCUCUAUUUCCCAAUGUUGUAUCAUUCUACUAAUACUUGUACUGGUGUUGGGUAUUUAAUAACUGUAAGUAAUCUCUUCCUAGUCUAAUAUUAUCUUCAAAAUUAUGCUCUGUAUCUCAGAUUUUGUCAUGUCGUUAUCCACUUGCUUGUCUUCUACUGGGGGCUCUUAUCUUAGUCCUUGCCAGCUGCGUCAGCUUAUCAAAUGCUUUGCCAAGAUUCAUAUGUCUGACUGGAGACUUAUUAGUAUGUGAAGUUUUAGGUCUGGGAUUUGAGCAUUUCAGUGAAAGUUUCUUCCAGGAGCGUGGGGUUAUAUUAAGUUGCUUGAGCUUUUAUUUCACCUCUACUAUGAAUAUUUCUACUUACCAGCUUUCGUAUGUUUUACUGCCUCUUAAUAGUACCAUGCUUGCUGUAAACAGAAUUAAAACAUGUUUAAGAGACUUCCAAUCCAAGCCAUUCUGUGAUUCUAUGACUCUCAUUAUCACAGCGCAGACUUUUGCUGCUUCCAGAAUCUUUCCUGUUACAAGGCAGACAACGUAUAGCCUAGCAAAUCAGUGAUGUUUCUUUACUGUUCAGAUAAAGUGUUCCUUCACUAACCAUGAUCCUUACAUACGCGGGUCUUCUAGGUGUGCUGAGGAGCAUGUGCACCAAAUUGAAAGGAAAAGCAGUGUGAUCAGCCUUCACCCUGCAGGCAGCUGGUGCCAGUUCUGGUAUCCUGUGGUGACCGUCACGCCUUUGUGCCAGUGUACUUUGUACUUCCUUGGCUCCUGCGUGCCCCCAGGCUGACUUGAACCACUUUUAGGCAGAGUUCAGUUUGCUGUGCAGCAGGUUGCAGGCAGCACUGCCAUGCAGCAGGAUAUCUAGAACCUCCACCUCCCACCUUGGUAUGGACAGCAGGAGGUGCCUUAGUACAUAAGGCAUUUGUACUGAGUUGGGUUGAGUCAGCAGGAUUCUUUGUACUGCUUCCUGUUCAAGAUGCAGCGCAAUACCUGAACAAGGGCAGUGAGACAUUCUAAAUGCAGAAGCAGUUCCACAAAGUACUUCUAGGCAGAAAGAUCUGACUUUGCACGUCUGAGGAAUGAUCAUUCAGUUGCCUUGGAGAUGAUCCUUCUGCUGUAAAUGUAGGGCUGGACAUUAAUGUUGUGGGCAGUAUGGACCUAAUGAACGGACAGUCAAGCAGUGUUAAUAUUGCAGCUACUGCUUCAGAGUGUUUUUGUUUGCUCCUGCAGAAGAGCAGCAGUUCGGAAUCCCUGAGUGACAAAGGUUCAGCUGAACUGAAGAAGAGCUUUGAUGCAGUGGUAUUUGAUGUUCUGAAGGUUACGCCAGAAGAAUAUGCAGGUCAGAUAACACUAAUGGAUGUCCCCGUAUUUAAAGCAAUUCAGCCAGAGGAGCUGGCAAGCUGUGGUUGGAAUAAAAAAGAGAAAUACAGUUCUGCUCCAAACGCGGUUGCUUUCACCAGAAGAUUCAAUCAUGUAAGCUUCUGGGUAGUCAGAGAGAUUCUGCAUGCACAAACCUUAAAAAUAAGAGCUGAGGUUUUGAGCCACUAUAUUAAAACUGCAAAGAAACUGUAUGAGCUGAACAAUCUGCACGCUCUUAUGGCAGUUGUAUCAGGCCUACAGAGUGCUCCUAUCUUCAGACUGACUAAAACGUGGGCGUUACUGAGUCGGAAGGAUAAAGCCACUUUUGAGAAGUUGGAGUAUGUUAUGAGUAAAGAAGAUAAUUACAAAAGGCUUAGAGAUUAUAUCAGCAGCUUGAAGAUGACUCCAUGUAUUCCCUAUUUAGGUAUUUAUCUGUCAGACUUGACGUACAUUGAUUCUGCAUACCCAUCGACGGGGAGCAUUCUGGAAAGUGAGCAAAGAACAAACUUAAUGAACAACAUCCUACGAAUUAUCUCAGAUUUACAACAGUCCUGUGAAUAUGAUAUUCCUCUGUUGCCUCACGUCCAGAAAUAUCUAAAUUCAGUUCAGUACAUAGAAGAACUACAAAAGUUUGUAGAAGAUGACAAUUACAAGCUUUCGUUAAAGAUAGAACCAGGUACCAGCACCCCCCACUCUGCUGCUUCCAGAGAAGAUUUAGUAGCUUCCGAAGUUGGAGCGUCGCCACAAAGUGGACGGAAAAAUGCUGCAGCUGAAGGAGCCUUGCUGCCACCAACACCCCCUUCACCUCGGAACUUGAUUCCACAUGGGCAUAGGAAGUGUCACAGCCUGGGAUACAAUUUCAUACACAAGAUGAAUACAGCUGAAUUCAAAAGCGCAACAUUCCCUAACGCAGGACCAAGGCACCUACUGGACGACAGCGUCAUGGAGCCUCAUGUCCCAUCGAGAGGGCAGGCAGAAAGCUCCACCCUUUCUAGUGGAAUUUCGAUAGGUAGCAGUGAUGGUUCUGAACUGAGUGAAGAGACUUCCUGGCCAGCAUUUGAAAGGAACAGGUUGUACCAUUCUCUCGGUCCGGGGACAAGAGUGUCACGAAAUGGCUAUCGAGGCCACAUGAAGGCCAGCAGCUCUCUAGAAUCUGAAGAUUUGGCUGUUCAUUUGUAUCCAGGAGCAGUUACUAUUCAAGGCGUUCUCAGAAGGAAGACUUUGUUGAAAGAAGGCAAAAAACCCACAGUAGCAUCUUGGACAAAAUACUGGGUAGCAUUGUGUGGAACCCAACUCUUUUACUAUGCUGCAAAAUCUCUGAAGGCCACAGAGAGAAAACAUUUCAAAUCCACCCCGAGCAAGAAUGUGUCAGUCGUGGGCUGGAUGGUGAUGAUGGCAGACGACCCUGAACAUCCAGAUCUCUUCUUAUUGACAGAUUCGGAGAAAGGAAAUUCAUACAAAUUUCAAGCUGGAAAUAGAAUGAAUGCGAUGCUCUGGUUUAAACACCUGAGUGCUGCCUGCCAAAGCAACAGACAACAGGUUCCUGCCAACUUGAUGACCUUUGAAUAGCAGGCUAGUUCAAAACAAAACAACGAAAAAAGAACAAUUUGAACCAUCUCAUAAAUGAGAAUGAGGUCCUGACGGAAAAUGUGCCAGCUGCAUUCUGUGCCAGAACGGAGCCUGUCAAGCCGAUCUCCUGAACUCUGGAGCCCUGAACAAAACAAGUAAUGGCUGGGGAUUAGGGUCCCCCGAAUGAAAAAUGGAGUUGCAACAUGAAUUGCCAUGGACCAUGCUUUGUUAUAUCCUCUGAACUGACCUGUGGAAACCACUGCCUUAAAGAGUGAAAGGAAAAACAACAAUGAAACACCAAAUAGUGUGUGUGAAACUUCUGGCGGUGCUGUGCUUGAGUUAAAUAGAUUGUAGCCUGUUUGAGUUUCUUUUAACUUUGUACUAACUUUGAAAAUAACUCACCUUUGUAGGUAUUCUUAAGGAAGCAAGUAAAUUGGUAUUUAAGAGUUGUAUCAAAAGCUAUGUAUGAACUGGGUAAAAGAGGUGCUGCACACUCUAGAGAUGUUGUUUGGACUAUACCAGGAGUUCUCAAUGGAAGCUUGUCCCAGGCACACUGAGCCUGGAGCAACGUUAAUUCUCUGAGACCUACGAGUAUAUGAAACGUAACAAAUGCAAGUUUAAAGUAGCAGUAAGCUUGCAAACUGUAGUACUGUAUGGGAGCCACAUUCCCUGUGAGUGGGCACUUACACACUAAGAAUGCUUUUGAUGCAUUGUUACCUAAUUCCUGGUUAGAGCAUAGUUCACGUGUUCUGGGUGCUUGGGGUGUGUGUGAAAGACAAAACUGAAAGCACUGUUGGCUCAGAACUGAGUGUUUUCUUCCCAUUUGUUCCUACACCUCUGUGUCCUACAGAUGAAGGUUGAAUGACAAAAAAAACCCAACAACCCAACAUCUUGGUAUAGUUCUUGGAGAUGUUUUACUUCUCUGGGUAUCUGUUAAUCAGCUAGGGACCACUGUCAGUGUAUGGUGUUUCAUAAUAUCACUUACAGUCUAUAUUUUAAACUGAUAGAGGCACAAUUUCAAGCUUUCAUGAUCUCGUUUGGCAAUAAUUGAUUUUACUAUCUGUCUUGGUCAAAAUAUGACGUUGUGUGGUAUUGACAAUGUAGCCUAAAGUAGACCUUACAUACAGAAGCUCUUUUGAUCUUCGGGCAAAUAAUUUAUUAGGUGGGAUAAUACAAAGAGAAAAAAGGUAUGGGACUAUCAAAGUUACAUCCUUGACAGGAAUAAUUCUCGGUCACUGAAAUUACUCAGAAAAAUAAUAUAAUUGUAAAAAGGGGAACAUGCUUUAUACAUGUGUUUUAUGCAUAAAAACUUUGAUUCUUGCUUUGUUUGGGUUUCCUUGACAUCACCUAGAUAGCAUUUCCUGGAUGAUUAAUCUUCAUUUAAUCUUCCAAAACACGGUCUUUGUAAAGCAAGUAAACAUUAUCCAAAAUAUGACUCUGAGAUAUCAGAACUUUAAAGUCUGUGGAAAAAUAGUAAAUGUUUCAUUGACGUUGUGGUUUAGUGGCCAUAAAUAAGCUUGCAGAUUCCACCGUGAAUACUCCUUUUUAAAAAGAAACAAACUACCUACCAGUUUGUGGCAGAGUUCUCUGACUGUGUAAUAAAGUUUUCUACUAGUAGUGA
This is a messenger RNA of Gallus gallus (chicken), 10013 nucleotides long. It is a transcript of the gene RALGPS2, whose product is annotated as Ral GEF with PH domain and SH3 binding motif 2. Bases 6617 to 8392 code for a protein of 591 amino acids. Gene Ontology annotation, biological process: positive regulation of GTPase activity; Ras protein signal transduction. Gene Ontology annotation, cellular component: plasma membrane. Lineage: Eukaryota; Metazoa; Chordata; Aves; Galliformes; Phasianidae. The transcript is spliced from 21 exons. Gene Ontology annotation, molecular function: guanyl-nucleotide exchange factor activity. The record is from RefSeq and is a predicted model, not a curated record.